This is a messenger RNA of Triplophysa dalaica, 2339 nucleotides long. It is a transcript of the gene mindy4b, whose product is annotated as MINDY family member 4B. Gene Ontology annotation, biological process: protein K48-linked deubiquitination. The transcript has 12 exons. The record is from RefSeq and is a predicted model, not a curated record. Bases 1 to 1404 code for a protein of 467 amino acids. Gene Ontology annotation, molecular function: K48-linked deubiquitinase activity; cysteine-type deubiquitinase activity. NCBI's taxonomy places the organism in Eukaryota, Metazoa, Chordata, Actinopteri, Cypriniformes, Nemacheilidae.
AUGGACGGCAGUGUUGACAACACUGAGUGCGCUUGCAGUGAACUGGAAGAAAUUCUCCAGCAGAUAUCGGAUCUGGAUAAAUGGAGAGAGAUCUUUAACUCCCGCGGGUUGGAAUUACGAGAAUGCAAUGUUAAAGGAAAUACUGAGAAAACUAAAGCUGAUGAGGACAGUGAUGACACUUCAAGACCUACAGCCUCAAACCACCACAUCAACCCACAAAACAACCAGUUAACAGUGCCCUACUCCAUACCUCCAACCCUCGCAGUGUCUCCAAGUCUGGGUGGGCAACCACUGUCACCAGAGCUCGCAGUGAGUUUAAGAAAGAUCUUGUUCGGGAACACAUUCCACGUUUUCAACUAUGAGUGGAAGAAAACGUUCUUUAAUUUUCGGGAGCCUUUCUCUGAUAUGUCAUAUGCACUGGAAACUGAGAAGGGGGGAACCCGUGCUAUUCAGAUGGUGGUUCAGGCACAUGUUAUUAAAUACUUGCUCUUCGGACGGCAAUUAAACUCAGACUGCAAAAUGCAGAGUAUGAAGGAAGUAGGGAAAAAGGAGCAGAGAAGGGCACUGGCAACCGCUCUGACUGACAUCUUGUGGACAGCUGGUGAGGAGCAAACAGCAACCGUCUCUUUGGUCACAUCAGAUCGCUGUUUCACCCCCCACCUGGACUACAAGCUAGACAGCUUCACAGAAAGACUACAACUUUUCACCUUUAAUAAGAAAGAAGACGUUAGAGCAUUUAUAUACGACCAUAUGCAGAGUUUUAAGGAAGAAGGAAGUCAUGGAGUCAUCCUUUUUCUGUAUAGCCUCAUCUUCUCCAGAUCCAUUGACAGGAUACGUGAAGACUUUGAUUUUACCACCUCGCAUCUUUUGCAUUUGAGCUUGGGGAACUUUGUGUGUCGACAGGCUCUAUUAAACCUGCUGUUGAGAGGGCGGGCCAGCCCUAAUGUCUUCAAUGGGACGUUACACAACGAUGAGCAAGGAAAACCUCUCGCUCAACCGCUCCACGGGGUCCUGACCCGCAGUGAUGUUGGAUAUCUCCUUUGGAACAGAGAAGAAGCCGAGCAUGCAAAGCUGCCCCAGGUGGGCAGCAUGUUGAAAACACCCAAGCUGCCUAUCUGGGUGUGCAACAUCAAUGGCACCUACAGUGUUCUGUUCAGUCCAAACCGCUCGCUGCUCUCUGAUUGGAGGAUGGAGCACCUCUUUCAUCUUUACUUCUGCAAUGGCCAACCCACACAGAGCCACACUGCAAUGCUCACAAUAGACACACACUCCCAUCACUGGGAAGCAGAAAAUACUGACAUUCAGGGAGAGCCAGAAAAAAAGUUUCCAUCUGUGGAGAUGACCAUUAGGACCAAAUGGGAGGGAGCCGUUAUUGAUUGGAAUGGGACUGUGCCUUUUUUCUGAAGUCCAUAACAAACAAAGUCUCUUUGAAAGAUUUUCACCAAUUUAGUCAAAUCUGGUUUACAAAUGUAUCCUAGUUGGCUUUUUUACUGGCGCCUAUUUCACAUAUUCCAUUUGUUUUUGUUUUUGUUUUUAUUUUUUGUUUGUUGGAAUCAGGUUUAGGUUGCUGUUUUGUUGACUGAUAUCAAGUCACAAGUCUUAAUCUUGCAGUCUCAAGUUAAGUAAAGAUGGAAAAGUCUCAAGUUGCAGGGUUUAAUCAAAUUAAGACAAGUUUAUAAUUCAAAGCCUCACAGUCUUACCCAUUAAUAAAUCAUUAAGUAUUUUAUAUCUCUUGUAAUCUUAGAAUUUAAUUAAAUCCUGUUAAUACAAUAUAGUACAAAUAUAUUUUCUAAAAUGAAUUACAGUGUUAAAGUAUGAAAGAUUUUAUUGUUCCUAAAUGUGUUUUAGUUUCUAUUUUUAAUCCACAAUCAAGCUGAGGGUACCUGUACAUAAGCAUACGUAAAGUGUAGCAUAUGCAUUUUCACCAGGUGGGAAAUUCCAGCGUUAUGGAUGUGAAAUGUAAAUUCUCAAAUAAUGUAUUUAUUACCAAUAUAUUGAAUAAUUGUUUUUUAUUAGACUGAACCCCUGAUGAUAGAGCCCAGACAUCCGAGAAAUAUCGGUCUAUAAAAGUUUUCUGUUUUAAAAGAGGGAAAAAUUCAUGCGUAUGGAUGUGACAAAAAGGAGGCAACAUACUUUUAUAGUACCCAACAAAUAGAGGGGAAGAGAUGACUAUGAAAUAGUUAUUGUAUUUUAAUUUUCACGUGCACAUUUAUGUGGAAUAUGGACGAUAUGGACUAGAAGGAGUACGCAUCGAAAACUACGCUUUAAAAACAAAUGCUUUAAACACUUUGAGAGAGACUUUAGAUGGUAGCAAAUAUUGACAUCUGAUUUAUUAGUAU